Molecule: messenger RNA, 651 nt
Organism: Camellia sinensis
Lineage: Eukaryota; Viridiplantae; Streptophyta; Magnoliopsida; Ericales; Theaceae
Source: RefSeq, a predicted model, not a curated record
AUGGCAUUUGUAGUUAGAAAUGCACUUGUAGCUUUUAUGGACCUAAUGAAUCGAAUUUUCAAGACGUAUUUGGAUGAGUUUGUGGUUGUAUUUAUUGAUGAUAUAUUGAUUUAUUCGAAAAUUAAGGAAGAGCAUGAAUAUCAUUUGAGAUUAAUUCUUCAAAUACUCAGAGACAAGAAGUUAUAUGCUAAAUUGAAGAAAUGUGAAUUUUGGUCAGAUAAUGUUGUAUUUUUGGGUCAUGUGAUUAACACAUAUGGUAUUUCAGUAGAUUCGCAAAAGAUUGAAGCUAUUGUAAAUUGGCCUACACUGACUAAUGUUACAAAAGUUCAUAGUUUCAUGGGUUUGGUAGGUCAUUAUCAGGUUAUUAUCAAUGAUAUUUCUAUUAUUAGAGAAUUUCUGGAUGGGUUUUUAGAGGAAUUGCCAAGGGAGUUUGUUGACAGGGAAAUUGAAUUCACAAUUAAGGCUGUACCAAGUACUCAACCUAUUUCAAAAACUCCAUAUAGAAUGUUAACCGCUGAAAUGAAAGAAUUGAAAGAACAACUGCAGGAUUUGCUUGACAAGGGUUUUAUUCAACCACGUACUUCACCUUGGGGUGCGCCAAUUCUAUUUGUGAAGAAGAAAGAUGGAACCCUUACACUUAUGUAUCGAUAA